GGCAGGAGGCUCAGGCAACAGCCAAUGGGCUGGCGGCGCGGGCUGGAUGUCGCUAGUCGCCCGAGGAACUUCGUUGUCGGCAUGUCAGGUCCGGGGGCUUCGGCCACCGCUUGCGAUCCUGGGCCGCGGGGCCGCAGGCAGAGCUGGGCUGAGCUGCUGGCGGGAAGGGUCAAGAGACAAAAACUGGAUGCGGGCGGGGAGCAGCAGCUGCGGGAGUCCGCCGUGCGCCUCCUCAUGCGCCAUCUGAGCCUGGAUGACCUUAUGCUGGAGGUGGAAGGCACCCCACGUCAAGAGCUCUGUCUCAGCCAGCCGAGCGGUCAGGACAGCCCUGAGGCCUGUGCCCCCCUCACUAGCUCGCUCCUAGGCUCUGCACUGCGGGAUCAGGCCUCUCGACUGGGGGUUCCAGUGGCUGUCCUGUCCAGCCGGACGGUAGCCGCAAGCUUGGUGCAGGUCUGUGAGGUGGAUGGUGAGCCUUCCCCCCGGGUGCUGCUGACGGCGGAGCAGAGGGAAAAGCUGUCUCACUUGUUAACGAUUGCACAGUAUUUAUUAGCACAGAGUCUGCUCUCCCGUGGCUUCCUUUGUCAAGAACUGUGGAAAGUGCAGAAAUCUCUGUUGCUUGAAGCUGUGUGGCAUCUUCAUCUACAAAACAUUGUGAGCCUCCAAGAGCUGCUGGAAAGCCAGGCCAACAUGCAGGCUGUGGUGGCGUGGCUCUUCAGGGACCUGCGCCUUCUGUGUGAGCAGAUAGAAGCGUCCUGCCAACAUGCCGACAUCGCCAGGACCAUGCUUUCUGAUUUUGUGCAAAUGUUUAUUUUGAGGGGAUUUAAGAAACCCUUGGAUCUGAGAGGAAAUGGGGAGCCUGACCGGAUGCCUCAGGUGGCUGCUGCCGUGCUCCAGAAGAUGCUGCUGUUUGCCCUUGAGGCUUUGGCUGCCGGCUUGCAGGAGGGGUCCCCAGCGCACAGGGCCGUGAAGUGCUGGUUUGGCGUGUUGGGUGAGCGCACACUUUGCGGAGCACUCCCGACAGACUCUCCCAAGAGGUUCUUCAGCCACACGCUGACCCAGGUCCUCACCCACAGGCCUGUGCUGAAAGUUUCAGAUGCCAUUCAGAUGCAACGGGAAUGGAGCUUUGCGAGGACCCACCCUCUGCUCACAGGCCUAUACCGCAGGCUCCUUGUGAUCCUGAGUCCAGAGGAACUGGUUGGCCGUUUACAGGAAGUUCUGGAGACACAUGCGGUGAACUGGCAACAUGUGCUGGCCUGCGUGUCUACCCUGGUGGUCUGCUCACCGGAAGCCCAGUCCCUGGUGACAGAUUGGGUGGCCCGGCUGCUGGCCCGCGCUUUUGAGAGCUACAGCCUGGACAGCAUGGCCGCUGCGUUCCUGGUCGCGCGUCAGGCUGCACUGGAGGGGCCCCCCGCAUUCCUGUCGUAUGCGGAUUGGUUUCAGGCCUCCUUCGGCGGCACGAGGCACUGCCACGGCGGCGGGAAGGCUCUGGCCUUCCUCUUCCAGUUCCUGUCAGGCCUCGUGCCCGUGGAGGCCCCCCGAUACUUGCAGGUGCACAUUCUUCACCCGCCACUGGUUCCAGGCAAGUGCCGCCGCCUCCUCACAGACUAUGUCACGCUGGCCAAGACCCGGCUGGCUGACCUCAAGGUUUCUAUAGAAAACAUGGGUCUCUAUGAGGACUUGUCUUCAGCCAAGGAUGUCAGAGAGCCCCAUAGCCAAGCGCUCCAGGAUGUCGAGAAGGCCACUGUGGUGUUUGAACACACAGGGAAAAUUCCCGCCACCGUUAUGGAAGCCAGCAUAUUCCGAAGACCCUACUACUUAUCUCACUUCCUCCCUGCCCUGCUCACACCGCGAGUGCUCCCAGCAGUCCCAGAUGCCCGAGUGGCCUUCAUAGAGUCCCUGAGGAGACUAGAUAAAAUCCCCCCAUCUCUGUACUCCACCUACCACCAAGCCUGCUCCGCUGCUGAAGAGAAGCAUCCAGAAAGUGCGGCUGCAGGCACAAAGGAGGAGCUGGGCUCUGCAGAAGAGCCCCUGCAACCGCUCACUGCUGCCCUGCGGGAGCUCAGAGCCAUGAUGACAGACCCGAGCCAGCAUGACGCUCUGUCUGCUCAGAUGGCAGUGAUUUCUGAAAGGCUCAGCUCUGCCUUGGGUCUCCAUGAGGGUGAUGGCGUCCUUGCUGCAGAACAAAAGGUCGUCGAUCUCCUGCUGAACUCUUUCUGUCAGAACCUAGUGGUAGCCUCCAGCUUCGCCCUGCCAGACAGGCAGGGCCCCUGGGCUACCCGCUUUGUGAUGGCCGUGUGUGGGUGCACACUCCUCCCCGCCAUGCUCACCAGGCUCUGCCAGCUGCUACGCCACCAGGGCCCGAGCCUGCGCGCCUCACACGUGCUGGGCUUGGCCGCCCUGGCUGUCCACCUCGGUGAGUGCAGGCCUGCACUCCCGGAGGCGCACCUGGGCUGUUGUGCCCCUGCCUGGGGCCUCUCCGUCCCCGAGUUCCUCAACAGCCUCCUGACCUGCAUGACCAAGGAGUCCUCGCUCUUCUGCCUCAGAUUUUGUACAGCAGCAAUCUCUUAUUCCUUGUGUAAGUUUUCGCAGUCACGUGAUAUUUUAUGCAGCUGUUUAUCUCCAGGCCUUAUAAAAAAGUUCCAGUUCAUUGUGCUGAGACUGUUCUCAGAAGCCCGGGACCCCCUCUGCCAGGAGGACACAGCUGGCCUGCCCUGGGGGCCCCUGUGCCUGCCUGCUACAGACUGGCAGCAAGCCGCCCUCUGUCUGUGGAAACACAGCACUUUCUGGGAACUACUGACGGAGAGAGAACUUCAUUUAACUUACAGAGACUGGUUACAGCUGGAGCUGGAAAUUCAGCCUGAAGUUGAUUCUCUUUCAGAUACAGAAAGGUGGGACUUCCACCAGUGGGCGAUCUAUGAGCACUUCCUGCCCAAGCACUGUGCCGCCGGGGGCUGCGGUGGAGACCUGGAAACCGCAUGCACAGUCCUCAUUGAGGCCCUCAUGGACUUCUGCCAAAGUUCAAAGAGUUACAACGGCUCAGAGGAUUCUGAUUUUGUUCUCAGUGGCUACAUAAGAAAUCGGGAUAUUUUUUCCAGAUUGCAGGAGAUGGCUGCUGCCCUGGAACAGGGCCCUGCCGUGGCCCAGGGCUGCUCUCCCUCUCGGGGGCACCGCCUUGUCAGGGCUCUCCGCAGGCGGCUCCAGGCUCAGGCAGGCGGAUCGGAUGUGGCCACCAGCCUUCAGAGGCAGCAGGAGCUGCUUGUGUACAAACGGAUUCUCCUCUGCCUGCCUCCGUCUCUCCUCCUCGGCAGCCCCCAAGCCGAACUGCCCAUUGCCCACAGCUGUGACGAGUUCUUCCACUUGGUCACCUCUGAGCUGAGAAACAUCUGUUCUCACGGAGGUACACUGAGCCACGACAUCACCCUCCAUUUCUUCAGGGGGCUCCUCAACGUCUGUUCACAAAGCAGAGACCCCUCCCUGACAGCCAACGUGACCCUGACUGCCUGCCAGACCGAGUGCCCUCUCAUUCUGACCUCUGCCCUGCUGUGGUGGCCACGCCUGGAGCCUGAGAUUCGCUGGCGGUGGGAAAGGUGCACCCGCAGCCCGCUGCCCCGAGGGCUGCAGCAGCUGCAAGAGGCCCGGCAGUUUGCCAGGAGUGUCCUCUCCCCUGACACACUGUCCCCCGCGCCUGGCCCGGCCUGGGUCUCUGCUGUCGCGCUGCACCACGAGAUUCAGCGAGCCGGGAGAGCCAGCAUUUCGAGAGGGCUGCAGCAGCUGGACUGCCAGAGAGAGGAGCUCCUGCUCCCCCUGUUCUUCUCCUCCUUGCUGGCCCUGCUCUCCUCACAUCUGACCCCACAUGCUGUCGACUCCCAGAAGGCAUUGGACGUUUGUGCUGAGAUCCUGGGGUGUUUGCAGGAGAAGAAGAUCUGCUGGCUGGGGCUCUUCCAGUUGGCGGAAACCGAUGCCAACCUGGGACGUGUCCUCCUGCGCCUGGCCCCAGACCAGUACAUCAGGCUCCUGCCAUUUGCCUUCUACAGCCUUCUCCCCUACUUUAAUGAAGACACCCCCAUCAGAGAAGAUGCAUUCCUGCGUGUUGCUGUCAACAUGUACCUGAAGCUGGUCCACCUCUUUGUGGCCGGGGAGACAAGUGCAGUCUCAAUACCAGCCAGCAGGAGUCAUGAGCACCAGGGCCAGGAUGACCCUGUAGGCCUGAUAGCAAAAGCUCGCCUUUUUCUGCUGCAAUCAAUACCUCGGUGCCCAAAAAACAGCUUCUCAGACAUGGCAAAGCUCCUGGCCACCAGUGGAGAUGAUGACCCAGAAGUGCAUGCUGCCCUCCUGUGCAGGCUGCAGGCCACACCUGACACUGACCUCUACCAGGAGCCCUGUCUCUUCUAACUGGAUCUUGCACAGCCCAGCUCCUUUGUAAAUA
This is a messenger RNA of Manis javanica (Malayan pangolin), 4426 nucleotides long. It is a transcript of the gene FANCA, whose product is annotated as FA complementation group A. Gene Ontology annotation, cellular component: Fanconi anaemia nuclear complex. NCBI's taxonomy places the organism in Eukaryota, Metazoa, Chordata, Mammalia, Pholidota, Manidae. The record is from RefSeq and is a predicted model, not a curated record. Gene Ontology annotation, biological process: regulation of regulatory T cell differentiation; interstrand cross-link repair.